This is a messenger RNA of Microbotryum saponariae, 1034 nucleotides long. The record is from the annotation of a GenBank genome assembly. Lineage: Eukaryota; Fungi; Basidiomycota; Microbotryomycetes; Microbotryales; Microbotryaceae.
AUGGUAGUAAGCUCUAGUGCGUACCUGAAGCCUAAGUCGAGACAACGAGCGCUGACGAGCUUUGCACUGGCCCCACCUCUCCUCAGAAACUGCGAGUGUUGAUCAAGGUCCGUUGCGCGACCUCUUGCUCCUGCUUGCCUUGUGUUGCUGUGUAGCGACGUACGGUUGAUUGGACACUUAGGCUCCGGUUCUUAUCACCUACAGGCCACGCUAGAGAACUGUACAGAUCUCCAAGUCAGUCCUCUGCUCGAGUCAUCACCUCGAUUGCCAUUCCUUUCGGGGAUCUGACCUCUUUCCCUCCUUCUGUGCGAUAACUAGGCCCAUGGAGAUGAUUUCAACUGGAUGGUCCGUCACCUGAGCCGCUCGAAGAUGUCCCAUAUCCAACUUCGACCUCACACCAUGUGUCUUUCUCACAUGACAGUUCAGGGUUCAAUGCGGUUCUUGCCGAGAGGAGCACCCGAAUUGGAUCGGCAUCGAUGCAACUGUCAGUCCAGGCCCCUCAGGAGCACUGUCACCCCAAACGGUCUGUCUGACCAUCUGAAUCUCGCCGCGUUAAUCAGGAGUCACACGAGAUCUCCGGGUCGAGGGGCGAGGCCAACUUUGUGUGGCGAUGCACCAUGUGCAAGCGAGAGCACACCAUCAGCAAGUUCCCAUUCCUAUCCCCACAUCUUUGUUAUCGUCUGAAACGCGUCACUGAUCGAUUUCCUACGCCUAUCGCCCAUUCCAUCCACCAAACUCCUUAUUUUACACUCGCAGACUUCGACCCAUCUUUCAACCGCUCCAAAGCCUUCUACACCUUCGACCAAUCCGAAUCACAAAAAUUCGCCACGAUCGCGAUCCUCGAAUGCCGCGGGUGCGAGAUCAUCAAAUUCGACCCCAAGGGGAUAUGGCAUUGCAAGGGUGUGGAUUCGGGGACAGUCUUUGAUGAGGUUGAUUUGGAGUUGUCCAACCCGGACGGCUGGACUGAUUACGAUGAGAAGGCCAGUGAGCCCGUGGGCGUGUCGGAGUUUGAGAGCAAGAUUGAGCGAGCAUAG